AUAGCCUUGAAAAUCGGUUUUUUAGUUUUAUUCAAAAACUCCCUAUCAAACAUCAAUUUUAUUGCAUCAAACUUCAUUCAAUUCCAAAAAGAAGAAGUUCAAUUGUAAUUAUUAGUUCAUUUCAUCAAUCCUUUUAUUUUUUAAUAAUCUAUUUUUUUUUGGUUCCACAUACUAUAAUAUAUUAUACAACAACACAUAAUGUCACAAUUACAAACAGAUAUCAGAAGAAAAUUAGUCAUUGUCGGUGAUGGUGCUUGUGGUAAAACUUGUUUAUUGAUUGUUUUCUCAAAAGGUACUUUCCCAGAUAUUUACGUUCCAACUGUUUUCGAUAACUAUGUUGCUGAUGUUGAUUUAGAUGGUCGUAGAGUUGAAUUGGCCUUAUGGGAUACUGCUGGUCAAGAAGAUUAUGAUAGAUUAAGACCUUUAUCUUACCCAGAUACAAAUGUUGUUUUGAUUUGUUUCUCUAUUGAUUUACCAGAAUCUUUAGGUAACGUUCAAGAAAAAUGGAUUUCUGAAGUUUUACAUUUCUGUCAUGGUGUUCCAAUCAUCUUAGUUGGUUGUAAAGUUGAUUUAAGAGAUGAUCCAUCCACCAUUCAAAAAUUAAGAGAUGAAGGUUUAGCACCAGUCUCACAAAGUGAAGGUCAAAGUGUUGCUGAUAAAAUUGGUGCUAUCAAAUAUAUUGAAUGUUCUGCUAAGAGAAACUUCAACGUUGAUGAAGUUUUCAAAACUGCCACUAGAGCUUCAUUAAUGAGUAAAGAAAAGAAAGCUAAAAAACCAGGUAAAAAGAAGUGUGUUAUUUUAUAAAAAGGUCAAUGAAUAUAAUUUUUAUUGUUAAUUUCAAUUCAUUCUGAUUUUUUUUCCAUUAUCAAACA
Molecule: messenger RNA, 872 nt
Organism: Hansenula anomala
Lineage: Eukaryota; Fungi; Ascomycota; Saccharomycetes; Phaffomycetales; Wickerhamomycetaceae
Gene: RHO1
Product: Rho family GTPase RHO1
Exons: 1
Coding region: 199-804 (201 amino acids)
Biological process (GO): small GTPase-mediated signal transduction
Molecular function (GO): GTP binding; GTPase activity
Source: RefSeq, a predicted model, not a curated record